This is a messenger RNA of Vigna unguiculata (cowpea), 1527 nucleotides long. RefSeq lists its product as uncharacterized. Gene Ontology annotation, cellular component: nucleus; site of double-strand break. Lineage: Eukaryota; Viridiplantae; Streptophyta; Magnoliopsida; Fabales; Fabaceae. Gene Ontology annotation, molecular function: ubiquitin-protein transferase activity; nucleosome binding; metal ion binding. Gene Ontology annotation, biological process: double-strand break repair. The record is from RefSeq and is a predicted model, not a curated record.
GAUAAAUAUUCAAAACAACUAUCGGUACAGUGAGUAUGAGACUAUUGCCCCCACUUUUCCCUUAAACCGUGGCAGAGUCCAGGAGAGAUAUGCAGAACAAAAGAAUGGCCGUUAACGAAGAACAGAAACGGAGCCCCAUAAGCCAAAAGAUCCCAUUAGCAGAUUCCAAUGUCCAAAACAUGGUCACCCUUUUAUCCCCAAGGUUCAAAUCUGCAGCUGCUAUGGCUGGAUGGGAUGAAGAGGCAUUGUUAUUGGCCAGCCUCAUCGUUGAAGAUACGCCAGUUAGAAAUUCCAAGCACAAGAAACGCCCUCCUCUGAAUUCCAGUUCUCCAUCCACCAACUCAUCAAGAGCUCGGAGGACUUCACAACAACCAAUCCCUGUAAUUCUUGAUCUUGAUGCAGAAGAAACUCCCAAAAAGGAAAGUGGGAGAAAGAAGGAAGAAAGGGCUUGUGUAAAUAACGAGGGAAGCAAAGGAGCAGGAGAUGGGAAUGAAUCGAAAAAGAAGAACCCGGGUGGCCCUUCUUCUAGUUCUGCUUUACCCUGCAUUGAUAAACUUAGGGACGAGCUUUCAUGUGCUAUUUGUUUGGAAAUAUGCUUUGAGCCAAGUACCACUCCUUGUGGUCACAGCUUCUGUAGAAAAUGUCUACGAUCUGCCGCAGACAAGUGUGGCAAAAAGUGCCCCAAAUGCAGGCAAUUAAUAAGCAAUGGACGAUCAUGCACUGUAAACACAGUCCUCUGGAACACAAUCCAGCUCCUGUUUCCCCAAGAAAUUGAGGCAAGAAAAGCAGUGGGGUCCUUGAAUAGUCGCGAACAAGGUAAAAAUCUGAGUCCUGAAACAGCAUUUUAUGCUAACCUAAGGAAUAGAAGCAUACAACGUUCUGGUGGGGCUUCAAGCAGAAACAAUUCAAGGAGGGGUGUGGCAGUGACAUCAACAACACAGGAGGAUGAGGAUGCUGCAUUGGCUAGAAGGUUACAUAGAGAAAUUAAUGAAGAAAGCCCAGGAACAACUCGAAUGAGGACAAGACGAGGGGUUCCUACUAGCCAACAUCAGGAUGCAGCUUUGGCUCUAAGGUUGCAGAGAGAAGAGUUCAUCCAAACUUUUAGGGAGAGUAGCCAGGAACAGACUAUUAGGCUACCUUCAUCGUCUUUUGCAAGAGAAAAUUUGAGGGCUAUGGCCUCUAGAGCCAUGAAUCCGAGGACUCGUGACAGAAGAUGAUGAUCCUCCUCGGGUGAAGGUGCUGAAAAAUAUUUUGAACCAUGUGAAUUUUUCUUUCACAGGACACUGUUAACCAUGAAGCACAUGUUGUGUAUUGCUUUUGGUUUUCAAAAUGAACUUUGAAAACUCAAUUCAGUAAACUAAAACUGUUGUGUUGAGCAUUUUAAGUUGUAUUGUUUGACCAUGGAGCAUUUUACAAUAACUAUUUAUAUUUCUAUGUCAUUUUAUGGUGAUCUCAUAAUUUGAAGUGCCAUUGUUUUGGUUUUGAAUUGAGGGUUCAAACUAAAUUGUGCAAACUCAACCAGCAUUC